This is a messenger RNA of Cannabis sativa, 3902 nucleotides long. RefSeq names its product chloroplastic group IIA intron splicing facilitator CRS1, chloroplastic. NCBI's taxonomy places the organism in Eukaryota, Viridiplantae, Streptophyta, Magnoliopsida, Rosales, Cannabaceae. The coding region runs from base 190 to 2553 and encodes 787 amino acids. Gene Ontology annotation, molecular function: mRNA binding. The transcript is spliced from 8 exons. The record is from RefSeq and is a predicted model, not a curated record. Gene Ontology annotation, biological process: RNA splicing, via transesterification reactions.
GUUGGAGUCUCGUAUCUUAUCGUUAUAAAAUCACUCCCAAUCACACUGACCAAAAUAAAUAAAUAAAUAAUCAUUCCGAAUCACAGCAAAUUUUCCGAUGUAUGUAUGAGCAAAUAGCAUUGGCUGUUGAAUUGGAGAUAAGAGUGAGACUGAAAAUUUUUCAUUCUCUUAAGUGACUAUCUAAUAUCUAUGCCUCCCAUACUAUUAUUCUAUCCUUCUUCUUCAUCGUACUCUUCUCUUCUAAACUCUACUUAUCUUUCAUACAACUCCACCCCAUAUUCCCAUUCUUCCUUACUCAUAUCUUCUUCCUUCAACCCAAAACCUCACCACACUAAACAAACCAAUUAUGCUUCACAUUUCAUCUCACUCAACUCCACUCAACCAAACUCAAACGCAGACUCCAAGCUUCCAUUGGAGUCCACUUCGCGCCCCACCUCCAUUAAAAUGCCCACACCUCCAUGGAUGCACGGUCCUCUCCUUGUUGAGCCCCACGAUGUCGUCGACCUCUCGAAAUCGGAAAACGGCAAGAGGGUCAAGCCUGAAAGGUCCAGUGGCGAGCUCACUGAUAAGUUGGUUGGUCGUAGAGGGAAGAAUGCCAUUAAGAAAAUCGCCAGGAAGAUUCAAAAGCUUGGGGAGAAAGUUGAUAUGGAAGAAACCCAGAAAGGUUCUGAGGAACUGGGAAUUGGGGGUUAUUUGAAACGACUUGGCGAGGCAGGGGAUUCGGAAAUGCGCCGGAAAGUGCCAUGGGAGAAGGAUGAGAGCUUUGUCUUUAGGAGAAUGAAGAAAGAAAAAACUGUUACUGCUGCGGAAUUGAGCCUUGAAAAAGAGUUGCUUGAAAGGUUGAGAAGUGAGGCUUACAAGAUGAGGGAAUGGGUGAAAGUCAAGAAAGCUGGGGUGACUCAAGCUGUUGUGGAUGAUAUUAAGUUUACAUGGAUAAAAAAUGAGCUUGCCAUGGUGAAAUUUGAUAUCCCUUUGUGCCGGAACAUGGAUAGAGCUCAAGAAAUUCUUGAGCUGAAGACAGGAGGAUUGGUUGUAUGGAGAAGAAAAGAUACUCUUGUUAUUUAUAGGGGCUGUAACUAUCUUUCAACUUCAGAAACCAACCCGAAAAUGUAUCCUAGCUUUUCUGGUUAUCAGGCAUCUGCAGAUCAUGGUCUCAUGAACAUGAGAAAAGGGAACCAUUUUAAGGUCAUCUCAAAAGAAACUAUCGUAAAUGGAAAGUUGAGCUUUAAAAGUGUUAAAGUGAAGUCUGAACCUACUUUUGUUUUCGAAAAUGAUAUCGAUUUCCAACCAAAUAGUUCACUGUAUGAGAGGGAAACUGAUAGAUUAUUGGAUGGCCUUGGACCUCGCUUUGUUGACUGGUGGAUGCACAAGCCUUUGCCGGUAGAUGCAGACCUACUUCCCGAAGUGGUUCCUGGGUUUAGGCGUCCAUCUAGACGUUCCCCACCAAAAACUAGAUCAAAACUGACAGAUGAGGAGCUAACAUACUUGAGAAGGCUUGCGAAACCUUUACCUACUCAUUUUGUCCUUGGUAGGAAUCGAAAGCUUCAAGGCCCGGCUGCUGCCAUCUUAAAAUUAUGGGAGAAAUGUCAUAUAGCAAAGAUUGCUGUGAAGUUGGGAGUUCCAAAUACUGACAACAAGCAGAUGGCGAAUGAGCUCAAGUGUCUGACAGGAGGAGAUCUUUUGCUACGCAAUAAAUUUAUUAUAAUAAUUUACAGGGGAAAAGACUUCCUACCUUGCGAAAUUGCGGAUUUAAUAUCGAAAAGAGAAAUGGAGCUUCAAAGAUGCCAACUCCAUGAAGAACAUGCACGACUGGAAGUAGUUGGGAAAUUUUGUGUAGCUGAUGAACCACAGGGAAACCCACAGUCCGCUGGAACUCUAUCAGAGUUCCAUGAUAUUCAAUUAGAGUAUAGAGACUCGGUUGAGGAAAACAGAAUGGUCAAACUUCCAUUGGAAGCUGAAAAAGAAAGAAUCGAGAGGGAAAUUAGAAAGCAAGAACGCAAGCUUUUCAUUCUUAGUAGCAAGAUAGAGAAAUCAACGAAGGACCUAUUGAAGUUGAAUGCUGCAUGGAAACCUUCUGAGAAGGAUGCUGACCAGGAAAUGCUUACUGAUGAGGAGAGGGAAUGUUUUCGGAUGAUAGGAAUGAAGAUGCACAUUGUCCUUGUGCUUGGUAGGCGUGGGAUCUUCGAUGGUGUAAUGGAAGGUCUGCAUCAGCAUUGGAAACACAGGGAAGUUGCUAAAGUAAUUACGAUGCAGAGAUUGUUUCAUCAGGUUAUGUACACAGCAAAGUUUCUUGAAGCAGAAAGUGGUGGGAUUCUGAUUUCGGUGGAGAAGCUUAAAGAAGGCUAUGCUAUUAUUAUUUACCGUGGAAAAAACUAUCAACGCCCUUUAACACUGAUAUCUGGGAAUCUUCUGACAAAAAGAAAAGCACUCCGUAGAUCUCUCGAGAUGCAGAGAAUUGGAUCACUCAAGUUUUUUGCAUACCAAAGAAAGCGGGCAAUCUCAGAUUUGAAACAGAAACUGGAUACUCUGUACGAUAACCUGAAAGCUGAAUGAACAGAACAUGAUUCCUCUUUGUUAUUCCUCAUAUUUUAUGAUUUGAAAGCAAUCAGAUUGGAAUUUCCUCUGUCAAUCACCAAGUAAGGCUUCAUCAUCUUGAAACAUUUUUAUACAAAUUUUUCUUUACUACAUUAGUUCCAUGGCAUAGAAAAUGUUUUACUAUUGCAUACAUUCCCAUCGUAUAAAUGUGACUAUCUCUAAUGUACACACAUUGUGCACGUGUAUUGAGAAAUAUUUAGCUAUGCGAUGGUCAUAAAAUCUCUCUAAUUAUGUAGCUUACAUCUCUCAAUUAAUCAAGUAAAAUAUUAAUCUUUUUAAUUCCUGAUUCCCUAUGUAUGUUUUGGGAUUUUCUUGCUGUCCUUGUAGCAUCAUUAGUUGAAGAUUUGAUAAGCAUCAUGUCAUGGAUAUGUAUCUAAAUUUUUUAGCGAAUUUGGAUCAAUGGAUCUUUUGUUACCUUGUUUUCUGCUCAUCACCUUCGUCGGUUGGGAUUCUUUGCUGUGUUUGGCCACUUUAUUGUCUUUUCUUGUUACUUAUAUUUUCUCUUGGGUAGCUGCCUUGUCUUUUUCAUCAUGUCUGAGGCUGCUGAAUCAAUCCAUCUCCUCUCACAUGCAAAUCUCAAUUGUCUACCCAUUCCAAGGUUCUUCUCUAGAAAUUGCCACAUGCAUCCUCAAUGAAAGAAAUGAUAAGCGUCCUGUAAGGUUUACCUUAUGUUACAAGAAAGAAAUUUGUUUAGAGGUAUGUGUAGAAGUGGGAAAGUGAGGUUUUUAGGGUAGUGGCGUAGCAUUGGCAAAUUGGAAAGACAGUAGAAUAUUCUGUAGCAGGGAUGUUUGAGGAGAGUGGGGUGAGGCUACUGGGGGCCUUUGGAAUAAUCUAGAAUGGUACGAGCUCUUGCUUAUUAAGAGUGUCCAAGUCUGUUGAAUGCAUGGUUUGCUCUAUCCUUUAUAUUUUGUAUUCAAUAAACUCUUAUCAAUUAUUAUUUCUCUCGAUCCCUUUGGCUGCUAUCCUAGCAGGUUGUUUCAAUUGGUAUCAUACUUUUUGAUUUCAUGUCAAACAUUAUUGGAGUCCAUGAUGAAUUGAAUUCCAUUGAGGAGGUAGUGAAAAGAAUAAAACGAAAUAGCAUUGGUGUAAUGGAGCGCUUGGAAUUUCCUUAACACUCAUCAAAGCAGCUAAGGUGAAUUUGGUGUUGAUAAUUUACCAUUUGAUUUGCCUAUGAACCAGGAAUGAAGGCUGACUAAUUAGCCAAGUAGACAACAAAUGAGUUAAAUCAUCAAUUUUAUUGUGAACACAUUAGAAAAAAUCUUUUACACAGCAUAUAUAAUGAAUUCUUUAUCACGAUAUUCUAAGCU